AGAACUUGGUUAGAUCAACAUCAAGUCCAACAUCAGUUUUUCCUAUUUUAUAGAUCGCUCAGCAUUAGAAUGAAGUUAUAGGUUUGUGGCUGGGAUGUUAGUUAACUCUACUGUGAUAGUUUUUUAGGUCCUAUCCAGUUUUCAGUGUGAGAAGAAGCAGAAACGCUGAGAUGACAGCUUGUAGCUUCAAAAUCUUAACAGUUUAUCUGAGCUUCAUCUUCAUCUUCCACCGAAGCCAUGGUUUUAAGGUGAUUCAGCCACGCAAUCAGACUGUAAACCCAGAUGGGUCAGUCUUUAUCAGCUGUGAACACGACGCAAAAGAUAGCUCUGUUCAAGAUGUUCGACUCAACAGAAAACCAGUAAAAGACAGACCUAAAAUGCUCUGUCAGAAGGGAAUGGAAAAGUGUGAGGACGUUAUCAUGCAUGAAGAGAACCAAUACAAGUGGCUUUUCAUCAUGCUCAAUGUUGGGCAGGAGGCCAUGAACACUGAAUACGAGUGUGAGUUCACAGUGAAAAAAGGUAAUCUAGAUUACACAGAGAAAGGAACGCCAACAGUACUACUGCCAGGUCAAAAGGAAGCAAUCUGUGUACCUACUCCUACUCCUCCUCCUCCACCUCCACCUCAGUCUGGUCUGCUCUUGAUUAUUCUGAUUGGUCUGCUGGCUCUGAUGUUUCUGUGCACUUGCAUCAUCACAUCCUUCUACAUCAGACUGAGGUGCACUGACAAAGAGCCCGAGAACUCCACCUAUGUAGAAAUGAGGAAAGCUCCUUUGCCAAGGAAUCAACCUUAAGACAUUUAAUGUGACUGGCUGACUCAUCUUUCUUCGCCAGCUGGUGUCACACUUUUGCUCUUUUUUGCCCUUUUGUCUCUUUUUUGAGCUGAAAAAAAUUGGACUACUGCAGGGUAGGAUGCAGCAGGGUGAGACAAAGACUAAAGUGAUGCUGUCUGCCACGGUACAUCUGUUCGUCUCUCUUUAUAUAGCUGUAUGCAAUGUGGCACCAUGAUAUUAUCCAUUAUAUGGAUUUGAUAUGUACAAUUAGUUAUUAAUUUUACCCUAUUCAAAUCAAUGCUUCCAACAUCCAACUUAAAGGAUCCUAUAUAAUGCUUGCACUGAGUGAUUUCAUGUAUAUCUCCACAGCUUUAUAAACUAAAUAUUUAUUAUGGUUGAGGGUUUCAAGCUGGUUUGUAUCCCUAACUGGUACUUGAUUUUUUUCAAGUAACUUACCGUAGCUCAGAGAGCUUUAUAUUAAUCAAUUAUCAUCAAUUCCAUUUUUUUUCACUGGAGUGUUCACUGGAUAAAAAAUGCCUAUGGAAAGAAAAUAUAAAAACUCCAGGAGCUAUUGUGAUUGAGCAAACGGUUGGCUUGUCAGUUAUAGCAGUUCACUGACACCAAGUGAUAGAGUGAGCGAAUAUCACUUGAGUGAACUGUGGAAGCCCCGAGAGGCAAGUGAGAAAAAAUGUCUGAAACUGUUUUCUCACCUGUGUUCAUGACCUAAAAACAGGUGGGGGGGGGGGGAAAGAAUAAUCCUUACAUUUUUUAAUCUUUGAAAAAAGGUUCUGGCAGGUAAAAAAGGUUUAUUGUUGAAAUGCUCACUUCAGCCACAAGACGCUGAAGUGCUCCACAAUCCCAUGCUCUAAGUAAGUCUAAAAGCAAUCUUUCAGAAGAGUUUUAAUUUCCCCAUGCACUCUCAUAUAUUGUGUGUUAGCUUAGUUAUGUAACAUUACAGUGAGGGAUGUAAAAUGUAAAGGAUAUCACACACAACAUUUUAAAUCAGACUUAGAAAAUGUAUCACCAGAAUUCUUUAUCCUCACUUGCCUCCCAUGGCUUCCAAAGUCACCUUUGCAAAGGAAAAUACAUCUGGCCUUACAGCAUUGAGGACAAUACAUACAAUAGUCAAAGGGGAUAACACCCGAACCUCCCAAAUAGUAUUUUUCCACAUGCCUUAAAUUUGCAUUAUACUGUAAAUGGUUAUUUACCACAAUUUUGUUUAUUCCAUUGCGUAUUUAAUGUACUUUAUUUUAUACAGUGUAAUUUGAACUGCUUGUUGGUGUUCAUGCACUCACACAUUACAAUGUUAUUAUUUUUAUUAAUAUUUUUCUUUAUUACCAUAUAUUUUUGCUGGCCCCUGGUUGUCCCAGGAGAUGAUUUAAUCCUUGAGCCUCUGUCCAGUCUCUAGUAGUACUUUAGGGCUUUACUGAUGGGAGAAGACUUGAUCCGCAAUUCAUCGACAAAUUAAUGCCAUUUACUCAUCCCUUAUGGGAUGGGCCUGAAUUAGAGGUGAUGGGCCCGCCUACUAUGAGUCUAGGUGUGGUCCUGCCCUUGAAUAUCCUCCUUCAGCUUUUGAGGGGAUUGAAUCAGAUUCGCUUCAUCUUGUAUUUUAUUUUGGUACCUAGAGCCAGUUGUACCACCUGGUUGUAACUUUAAACUUGUUUACUAAAUUGAGUUUAAUGCAUCACCAACUUGAAACGGGUUGCCCCACACAAUCUACUUCCUACAUGGAGAUCAGUUGUUUUUAUCUAAACAUCUACAUCCAGAAAUUGAUGAAUGAAACUGCUGCGUAGCUAAUUGAACAAAUUUACAAAAUGUUAGUUAUGACCCGUUAAGAGUGAUAAGUAAAAGGUGUAAUAUAUUAUAUGCGGUACCGAAAACUCAAUAUACUAUUUAAUAAUGAUGCAAAUCUUGAAGAUUUAAAGAUACAUUUCACAAAAAUAUCACAACAUACCUCAAUUUACAAAGUGUUUGACUAAGUAGUAAAUGAUGUCAGUUAUUCUCACUCGUGCUAAACUGUGCAAAAAUACAUUCUAAAUCUGAGGUGAAGCUAAUAUGAGGCUUCAGCAGUGUGAGUUUGCCUAAUCAAGUAGGCAUCUCUGUCCUGGCAGUUACAUGUAAGUUUACUGACUGUGGCUUAGCAACAAAUUUAUAUGCAUAAGUCUCCCUCCACUGGGCACAGCAAGAAAGAAAUGGUAACAUGCAUUUAUAUGCCACUUUUCUAUGUUAUCAGACAAAGCUUGCUCAAGGACAUUUUGGACAUGUGGACAGAAGGAGCCAGGGAUCUAAAAAGAAUAUUAGUUUGAACAAUACCAACUUGAUUUGGCUCUGGAAUGCAUUUUUACACAGGAGUUUGAAUUGAGUCCCUCAUCUUUUGCAGUAUGGACGUACGAACUAAUCACUAACUCUUUUACUGUACAUAGGGAAUGUGAGCAUAUUACAUAAAGAUGGACUUUAAAUAAUCAGUAAUAAUAAUGAUUGUUUAAUACAAGCACUGGUAAUGUUUGUAACGCCACACCAUAGUCAAUGAGCUUCUUUUUAUGUUUUUUUUGCUGCAUCUAUUUGUCUCUCAUUACUUUGCACA
Molecule: messenger RNA, 3354 nt
Organism: Micropterus dolomieu (smallmouth bass)
Lineage: Eukaryota; Metazoa; Chordata; Actinopteri; Centrarchiformes; Centrarchidae
Exons: 5
Coding region: 171-791 (206 amino acids)
Source: RefSeq, a predicted model, not a curated record